AUGACCGACAGAAGAGCAAUAUUCUCUGGACUGGAGCGCUCGGAGGCAAGUUCUGUCUUCAAAGAAAGUGAUUUAAGUCAAACUCAUCCACGGAUGAACUCUGACUUUGAGGUUGGCGCAAAUUAUCAGGGAUACUACCAGAGGUGGAAUGAUGGUGACAGACAGUUCAAGCUGCGGCAGACAUUGGCCAAGUCCAGACGUCUGGCCAUGCGAGGGACUGCCUACAUGUUUAAUGCCCGUUCCUACGGCCUCUCCCUGACUGAAGAACGCUUCCUGGAGGCAGCGGAGUAUGGCAACAUACCUGUGGUUCGUCGCAUGCUGGAGGAGUUGCCUGAGCUAAAUGUCAACUGUGUUGACUACAUGGGCCAGAAUGCCUUGCAGCUGGCAGUGGCCAAUGAACACCUGGAGGUGACUGAGCUGCUUCUGAAGAAGGAGAACUUGGCCCGGAUAGGUGACGCCUUGCUACUGGCUAUCAGCAAAGGCUACGUCCGCAUUGUGGAGGCCAUCCUGGGACAUCAGGCCUUUGCCGAUGCUACAAAACUCACCGACAGCCCUGGGCAGGCCGGCACGCCCGACGAUUUCUUCGCCUAUGAUGAAGAUGGCACACGCUUUUCGCAUGACAUCACACCCAUCAUCCUGGCAUCUCACUGCCACGAGUACGAAAUAGUGCACAUCCUGCUGAGGAAAGGGGCCCGUAUCGAGCGCCCUCACGAUUAUUUCUGCAAGUGCAGUACCUGCUCGCAUCACCAGAGGCAUGACUCCUUUAGCCACUCUCGUUCCCGUAUCAACGCGUACAAGGGGCUGGCAAGUCCCGCCUACCUGUCCCUGUCCAACGAAGACCCUAUUUUGGCUGCGUUGGAGCUGAGCAAUGAGCUAGCAGUCCUGGCCAAUGUUGAGAAGGAGUUCAAAAAUGAUUAUAAGAAACUGUCUAUGCAGUGUAAAGACUUUGUGGUGGGUCUUCUGGACUUGUGUCGAAACACAGAGGAGGUGGAGGCUAUUCUGAAUGGAGACACAGAGAUGAGCGAAAGCAGUGAGGCAGCGGGUAGACCCAGUCUCAUCCGCUUAAAACUGGCCAUUAAAUAUGAACUUAAGAAGUUUGUGGCCCAUCCAAACUGUCAACAACAGCUCCUCUCCAUUUGGUAUGAAAAUCUGUCUGGGCUUCGUCAGCAGACCACGGCUGUCAAGUUACUGGUGGUGCUGGGUGUUGCCGUGGGGCUGCCCUUCCUGGCCCUGGUGUAUUGGAUAGCGCCAUCCAGUAAGUUGGGGAAGAUUAUGCGUGGGCCCUUUCUAAAGUUUGUGGCCCAUGCUGCCUCCUUCACCAUCUUUCUCGGCCUUCUGGUCAUGAACGCUGCUGACCGUUUUGAGGGGACCAGUCUCCUACCGAACAUGACCGUGAGUGACCGUCCGUCACAGUUGUUCCGCAUGAAGACCACACCCUUCACCUGGAUGGAGAUGCUCAUCAUUGCCUGGGUUGUAGGAAUGAUAUGGGCCGAAUGCAAGGAGAUUUGGUCACAGGGCCCUCGAGAGUAUCUUUUGGAGCCUUGGAAUCUUCUGGACUUUGGAAUGUUGGCCAUUUUCGUGACGUCCUUCAUCGCUCGGUUCAUGGCUUUUUGGCAUGCAUACACAGCACAGAGCUAUGUGGACAAGCGCUACACGGACCUCUCUAACAUAACCCUGCCCUUUGAGAUAGAAUACUACCGCCUCGCACGUGUCUACUGGAUGCCCUCAGACCCUCAGUUAAUCUCAGAGGGGCUGUACGCAAUUGCCGUUGUCCUGAGUUUCUCACGGAUUGCGUACAUCCUGCCAGCCAAUGAGAGCUUUGGGCCACUGCAGAUCUCUCUAGGGAGGACGGUGAAAGAUAUCUUUAAAUUCAUGGUGAUUUUUAUCAUGGUGUUUGUGGCCUUCAUGAUUGGAAUGUUCAAUCUCUACUCGUACUACCUAGGGGCAAAGCAAAACGAUGCCUUCACCACUGUGGAAGAGAGCUUCAAAACCUUGUUUUGGGCCAUAUUUGGGCUCUCGGAGGUCAAGUCAGUCAUCAUUAACAACGGGCACAAGUUCAUUGAGAACAUUGGAUAUGUUCUUUACGGUGUUUAUAACGUCACCAUGGUAAUUGUCCUGUUAAACAUGCUCAUCGCAAUGAUCAACAGCUCAUUCCAGGAAAUUGAGGAUGAUGCAGAUGUGGAGUGGAAGUUUGCCAGGGCUAAGCUGUGGUUUUCUUACUUUGAGGAAGGAGGAACACUCCCAGUGCCUUUUAACCUAGUGCCCAGCCCUAAGUCUGUCAUCAGUCUGGUCGUCAAGAUCAAAGAGUUCUUGCCCUCCCCCUUACACAGACACAAGGGCAUUCUGAAAGAUGACAUUGAGCUUAACGAGCUCAGCAAACAAAAAAGUGUGAGUGGAAGACUUUCACCUCAGCCAAAUCGUUACCAGAAAAUCAUGAAAUGCCUCAUUAAAAGAUACAUUAUAAAAGCCCAGAUGGAUAAAGAGAGUGAUGAAGUCAAUGAAGGAGAACUGAAGGAAAUCAAACAGGACAUCUCAAGUUUACGCUAUGAACUACUUGAGGAAAAGUCUCGCCAGACAGAGGAGCUGGCAGAGAUAAUAAAGAGACUGGGAGAGAGACUGACCAACCAGCAAAACCAUUAG
Messenger RNA from Chanos chanos (milkfish), 2640 nucleotides. RefSeq names its product transient receptor potential cation channel, subfamily C, member 6b (gene trpc6b). The coding region runs from base 1 to 2640 and encodes 879 amino acids. Gene Ontology annotation, cellular component: plasma membrane; cation channel complex. Lineage: Eukaryota; Metazoa; Chordata; Actinopteri; Gonorynchiformes; Chanidae. The record is from RefSeq and is a predicted model, not a curated record. The transcript has 12 exons. Gene Ontology annotation, biological process: regulation of cytosolic calcium ion concentration; calcium ion transmembrane transport; single fertilization. Gene Ontology annotation, molecular function: inositol 1,4,5 trisphosphate binding; store-operated calcium channel activity; protein binding.